Branchiostoma floridae (Florida lancelet) is the source of this 1804-nucleotide messenger RNA. Its product is annotated as glycylpeptide N-tetradecanoyltransferase 2-like. Gene Ontology annotation, biological process: N-terminal peptidyl-glycine N-myristoylation. Lineage: Eukaryota; Metazoa; Chordata; Leptocardii; Amphioxiformes; Branchiostomatidae. Gene Ontology annotation, molecular function: glycylpeptide N-tetradecanoyltransferase activity. Gene Ontology annotation, cellular component: cytoplasm. The record is from RefSeq and is a predicted model, not a curated record.
GUCAAUGAAAAUUUAGGCAGCUUUAUGUUUGCACUGAGACAGCUACGGAUUCAGCGCUUUCUUCAACAUGGCGGAAGAUCGUGCUACCGCGAUGAAGGAAGAAGACAAAACGGAGGAUUCGGUCGUCUUAGAUGGACAACAUGAUGACGAACCGCAGCCGGGGACAAGUCAGGACAACAUGGUGACAAAGAAGAAGAGUAAGAAGAGGAAGAAGAAGAAGGGAGGAGAGGCGGCAGCAGCUGGGGAUGCAGAAAAAACAGAUGACGGCUUCCCCUUGCAGAAGCUACAGGAAGUGCAGCGGGCCCUGCAGCAGUUGUCCGUCCAUCAGCAGCCCAAGAGUGUGGACGAGGCUCGGGACAAGAAGUACGAGUUCUGGGAUACUCAACCUGUACCCAAGAUAGGAGAGGACGUGAAAGGCUACGGGCCCAUUGAAGCUGACAAACCUCAGUCUGAAGUGCGACAGGAGCCGUACAGUCUUCCCCAGGGGUUCGAGUGGGACACACUGGACAUCAGCAAGCCUGAUGUGUUAAGUGAGCUGUACGUUCUACUGAAUGAGAACUAUGUGGAGGAUGAUGACAACAUGUUCAGGUUCGACUACUCCAAAGAUUUCCUGCUGUGGGCGUUAAAGCCGCCAGGUUGGCUACUCCAGUGGCACUGCGGCGUCCGUGUGGUCUCCAAUAAGAAACUAGUGGGGUUCAUCAGUGCAGUGCCUGCUGCCAUCAGAAUAAAGGACCAUCUGCAGAAGAUGGUCGAGAUCAACUUCCUUUGUGUCCACAAGAAGUUACGGUCGAAGCGCGUGGCGCCGGUCCUGAUCCGAGAGAUCACGAGACGGGUGCACCAGCAGGGACUGUUCCAAGCUGUGUACACGGCGGGGGUGGUGCUGCCCAGGCCGGUGGCAAAAUGCAGAUAUUGGCACAGGUCCUUGAACCCCAAGAAGCUGAUUGAGGUGAAAGUCUCCCUCUGGGGGCGGGACAGGACCAUGCAGAGAACCAUCAACCUGUAUAAGCUGCCAGAUGAACCGAAGACCGCCGGCCUGAGGCCCAUGGUGAAGUCAGACAUCCCCCAGGUCCACGCCCUCCUGGACCAACACCUGCAGAAGUUCAACUUGUCUCCUGUCUUCUCCCUGGACGAGUUUGAACACUGGUUCCUGCCCAGAGAAGGCAUCAUUGACUCCUUCGUUGUGGAGGAGGAGGCAGGCGGAGAGAAGACCAUCACAGACUUCAUCAGUUUCUACACCCUCCCCUCCACCAUAAUGCACCACCCCCAGUACACUCAGCUGAAGGCUGCCUACUCCUUCUAUAACGUCAACAACAAGCACAGUCUACUGGACAUCAUGAACGAUGCACUCAUCCUCGCUAAACAGAGAGAUUUUGAUGUAUUCAAUGCACUGGACCUGAUGCAGAACAAGGAGUUCUUGGAACAGCUGAAGUUCGGCAUAGGUGAUGGCAACCUGCAGUAUUACCUGUACAACUACAGGUGUCCGGAGAUGUCACCCAAUGAUGUUGGACUGGUUUUACAAUGACGAUGUCAGCAGAGCCAGUCACAUAUAGUGGACACGAGUGCAGUAGCUACAAUAUAGGAGUUAGACACGGAACAAGUGCAAGUUCAACUUGAUUCUGGGCAACAGGCCUUCGCUAGGACUAUAAAUAGGUUAUCAUAUAUACAUAGAAAAAUCUAGAAGGUACAGUAUAGGGGUGGGUACAGUGAUUCUCUAGACCUGAAUGUAUUGACUGGUACCCACCUCUAGCACAGUACAGUGUAUUUUGUACUCCCUGAGCAGGGGUUCGGUUCCGACUGUUUUUUA